Pomacea canaliculata is the source of this 12722-nucleotide messenger RNA. Its product is annotated as putative transcription factor SOX-15. Lineage: Eukaryota; Metazoa; Mollusca; Gastropoda; Architaenioglossa; Ampullariidae. The coding region runs from base 243 to 1616 and encodes 457 amino acids. The record is from RefSeq and is a predicted model, not a curated record. Gene Ontology annotation, molecular function: DNA-binding transcription factor activity, RNA polymerase II-specific; RNA polymerase II cis-regulatory region sequence-specific DNA binding. Gene Ontology annotation, biological process: anatomical structure morphogenesis; cell differentiation; regulation of DNA-templated transcription. The transcript is spliced from 3 exons.
CCCCGCGCACUCAGUGUGUUCCCCACUGCCGUAGCGAGACGACCGGCCGACUAGCGGGCCGCCCAGCAAGCCCACAGUUUAUCUCGCGCACAAACCGUCAGCGCCAACAGUUGCACUCAGGCUGAGAGCUCGAGCGGCCACACGGCCCUCCACAUCCUCCAGCCUCUUGGAGCAUCGUAUGUGUGUGUGUCCUCGCUCGUGACGAACUAAACAACAACAACUGAGGAUUGCUAGAGGAGGGAAUGCCUGGGAGACUUGACUUGUGCCCGUCACAGCCUGUCACUGGACGACACAAAACAACUCAUUGCGAUUGGUUUAUCUCAUCGAAUGUUGCAGAAAGCAAAACAAAAGUCUGCUGGUGCCAUCGCUGUUCUUACUCUAGACAAUUAAUAAAGAGUGACACUGGGACUGACACUGGCAGCGGUGUCGCUGCUGAGCAUCGCAAACUACUGAAGAAGGUGAGGAAGAUGACGAUGACUAUGACGUCAGUUCAUCAUCUUCCGCCCGUGCCACCCUGCCCCUCCCUCCAUCACAUGAGGGGAGACUACUCUUGCGACGCUGACCUGAUGUCCCCUCCUCCCGUGCACCCCCCGUCAUUUCUCAAGGCCAAUCUGACUUCACCGGUGUCGUCACCGCAGCAACAGCAGCAACUUUCUCCACACCAGUCUUCUCACCAUCCCUUGCUACCUCCAUUGACGACAGGAGCACCACCUCCACCACCUCAACAACAACAACCACACCGCGAGCAUGUUCACCAGCAGGACCAGCCCCACCACCAGACUCAGCAUUCUCUCCACCACCAUCACCAGCAUCAACAGCAGCACCACUUCCAGCAGCAGCCUCACCAGUCGCCUCAUCAUCCCAUGGCCAUGUCUAUGGCCAACCACUUCUACGACAACAACCACCUGCAGGCCGCCGCCAGCCACUCCCACAUGAACCUCCCGCAGCACGGCCACACGUCACACCCCCGUCAGCUGCCGGUGCCGCAUCCCAUGAGCCUGGUGCCGCAUGCAGCAUCUCACGCAGGGGGCGCUAACUCUAUAGGAGACUGGAUGAACGUCAAGUUCCCUCCUCCUGCCCCUCGCACGAUGUUGUCCAGGAGUUCAGCGGAUAUGACGUGCUCCAGUUCCCUGGGUCGCGUGACGUCAUCAAGACGAAGUGAGCCUCGGAUCCGGCGACCAAUGAACGCUUUUAUGGUGUGGGCCAAAUCGGAACGUAAGCGACUGGCAGCCGAGAACCCGGACAUACACAACGCCGACCUCAGCAAAAUUCUGGGUAAGAAAUGGCGGAGCCUGAAGGUGGAGGAGAAGCGACCGUUCGUGGAGGAGGCCGAGAGACUGAGUGAGCAGCACAAGCAGGAGCAUCCCGACUACAAAUACAAGCCCCGCCGUCGGAAGCACCCGAAACGAGUGUGCAAGAGGACCUUGGCUCUCACUGCGGGACCGGAAGUGGUGAAGACCGAGGCUACGUCAAGUGUGGGGCUGGCUGCGGGUCAUGGCGGUGACGCUCAGGCACGUCCAGGCCACGUGAUGACAUCGACAGCGAUUGGCGAGGGCUUUGGAGAGAUGAAGAUGGAGGAGAGCGACGUGAAAGUGCAGACGACAGCAGCGGAGUGAGUUUGGCGGAGAGUGCAUGGUCAAGCAGGAGGGCAAGAGCUUUGAAGUUCCUUUCAAGUCUGCGACCACGUCGUCAAUCCUCUCCAACCUCCUCAACACCCCCGACUCCUCGCCCCCAUCCAGUCCCGAAGCGCAGAAGAAGCGUCGUCGUUGCGAGGCAGCUUCUAAAAAGUGCAGGCGCGCCCUCUCUGAACCUCAGAACGAGGCAGGACCGGCCUUGACCUCAGCCUCUCCUUCCACCGUCCCUUGCCGUUACCAGGACAACCACAUGGGGCGCAGCAGACACGGUGCUACGUUAGGGAUGGAAAAGGUGGCCACCCCCUGCGGAAUCCUAACUCCCGAUCGGUCGCCUCUGGACACUGGCGGAGACUGCGUGUUUCAGUUCCCCGUAAAAAGCGAAGAGGGUCAGAACCACCUGCGGGGGUCGCCCAUGCGAGGUUCGCGAACGCCUCACCAAAGUCCUAAAUGUGGAACUUCCGUGUCGGAAUCCAUCCAGUCAUACUCCAGCCUGAUGCAGUGCGGCGGAAGUGGCAUGGAGGGUGACGUCCCCUUGGACAAGAACAGCAAUGGCGGAGGGAUGGGGGCGAUGAGUUAUAGCGGCAACGAGUACCUGCCCACGCCGACAUCCACCAACCUGUCUAAGACAUGCGAGAGUCUGGUGACACUACGCUCCCUCGUCACGCAGCCGCGCCGGCCUCUCACCACCUACAACUACGACAACCACACCGCGGCCGCAAGCGUGUCCUCGUCCUCCAGCGAGGAAGCUGCAGCAGGCCAACUGCACUCUCGCUCUCCCCGCGUCUGAAACAUUUCCCGCAGCCGGCCGUGGUGUGCCAGGUGCAAACUAGAACGGCAGUUUAUUUUCCGCCACAUCAGCAGCAGCCUCAUUCUGCGUACACCAAGCCAAACAAUGCAUUCGACUCACGCAUGCAUCAUUCUUAUCCUUCUGCGCAUGCGUACGAGCACGCUAGUCAGUUCAGCUUCGUUAGCGAGCAGGGGUCACGGGGCUGCCCCGAGGCCGAGAACACAACAGGUCUUCCGCUGGAGAGAUUCAGUGAACUGGAACGCUUGGCCGAUCUAGACGUCAGAGAGUUCGAUCAGUACCUGUACGGAAGCAGCUUCAGUUACGGUUCCGGUGAUGAGGUCACUUCCGCUAACGCUUACUAUCCUGUGGUCGCCGACACUCCCCGCUACGACUACACGGCCUACAUGUACGGUCCGUGCAGCAUGUAUGACCCCGGGGUGACCCCAGUCUCUGCCAGUGAGGUCACGCCCUCGCCUAGCGAUGGUGCCUCGCGCAUGUCCAGCUGCAGUGAGACUUCCUGCGCCGGCGCAGUGUCUGCUUCCGGCGAAGAGAUGGCGACCCCAAUAGACAGCCACGUGAACAGUCUGGGCGAAGACCUCUGUCUCAUGCAAGAUGGCGACGGCUACGAGUUUGACAGUUCCUACUUUGUGUCGGCGCUGACUGCCACGCUUUGAAGUGCAGGACCACGAACUGUGCGGACACGCACACAAACGGACAAACUCUCAGCUUUAAGGGCCAUGUCCCAGUCCAAGACAGGGACUGGAUCUCAGGUACACAGCUUUAAAGAAGAAAAAAACCGUCAUGAUUACCUUCGUGAAGUGUUUAUUCAAGGAGGAAGGAUGAGUCAUCAGGACGAAUCGAAAAACUGACUAACUGACAAAUAUUCCUCCCAGAAAAGUCCACCAAACUGUGGACUACGGUGGACUGGGCCCAGCGCUGGACACUGCUGUGAAUUGCUGUGAACAUUUCGCGCUGAUGUGGCUUUGAGUCGCUGCAUCCUACCGUAGACCUCGUCCUUUCCUGGUUGGUCAGGUAUUUAUUUUGUGGAUAUCUUGUAGGUGAGAAAAACUGACUGAGCAGCUCACGAGUUGCCUUUGGUUCUAGCAGCAUUGAAUAUAGUUUCACAUCUCAGUAGAGGGAUGAAUUGUUACACGUGGCACAGUCCUCGCUCAACAUGUGUCUCACAAGUUUGCAUUUCGAUGAUAAAAUGUUUAUAGCAACAACUGUUUCUCUCUCUGUAUCUCAGUCUGUUCUUUUGACUAAGCUAUGUAAGCAUUUUUGACGGCUUUCAGGUCAAAGGUUAGAAGUGACAAGCAUCCAAUAUUCUUGGUUGUCGCUUGUUUACAUGUUUGAAUUUCUGAGACUUGAAACAUGAAUUUUUUGAAAGUGUACCAGUAAGUUUAUUGCUAAUCAGAAUUGUAAGUGCCUUAUCUAGCUUCAUCCGUGGUCAAUAGCAACAGUUGUAUCUCUAAUUUGAUGAUGGCCUUUCAACCAGAUACCGUCCUCUCAUUUUCACACCUUCAAAACUUCAUAAUCUAUAUUUUCACCGUUCCAAUAUGUGUUUCAAAAGUAUUUAUUUAUUGACUCCCUUAGUCCACAGACCUUCAACCAAUAAAUGGGAAAGAAGAUAGAUACAUGGCCUCUAAUAUAUUCUAGAUCUCACCGGAGAAACUUCUCCAAAGUUCUACAAAGACCACUGGAUGGACUGCACUUUGUGUCCAGUAGUGGCUCUUUGACAUCACACCUACUGAAAUCUCUACAAGUUCAACAUGUUUAUGUUUCUAUAUUAGGGUGAACUCCUCUAUUUCCGCUAAGCAUCUCGCAUUUUCUGUAGUUUUCACUUCCGGGUUCAAUCUACCGGAAUGUAACGGGACUGCCAGCUCCUGACUAAAGCGACUUUUUAGUUGGUUUUUUUUCCUUUCUUUCUCCCUCCCCUCUAACCCUUCCCCCUCUCUCUUGGUCGUUCGUUCGCGCCAAUCCCCGUUUUCUUCCGUAUUUGAUCUCGUUUGCCAUGAAAUUCCUGUCACAUGGUCAAAUAUAAUUGAUACGAAUGAUGAUUCUUCUUGAGAAAGCAAGAAAAGAUGAACGCAAAGCGAAGAUUAACAACCCACACAGAUCUGAGAGAAUUACAUGGUAAUGUAGUUUGAUAUACCUAUCUUCUUAUGUUCCUCAUUAUAAGAACUAGAGAGAGACUUCCUGCCAUGCUCACAUCGAGAACAGAAUGUCGCACAUUUACCCUAGCUCCCUCUGCCAGCCAUUGCCAUCCUCCUGUUUACAGACUGGAGAACAAGCUUCCUUCCGCCCUCUUCCCAUCUCAGUGGAAGUAAUCGCGGAGUUAUGGUCCCAUGGGAAGUAAUCUCUUCUUACUCUCUGGCGUUUCGCUUGAGUAGGGUGAAGACAAAUAAACUGACAAACAGUCUUUUCUUGUGCCUUUAACAUAAAGCUGCUAAUUUUACAAUUGCUUGAAUUAAACUUUUAGAGAAGGAAUUCUUGCCAAAGAGGUCAGAUAAUGUGAGGACAAAGGUGACGAUCAUAAUUUCAACUGUUGAAGAAUAUUCUAAUAAGAAGAAUUCCUGUAAGUAUAAGGUCCUAUGCAAUAAUCUAGUCUGGUCUGUUAUUGAUAUAGUUUCUUGCUUGCAUUGCCUGUUAUUUUACCUGGAAAGUUUCAUUUUACUUGGUCGCAGUAAGAUACCCGAGUUUUAUUGUUAAAACCAAAGUAAAAUGAGUGAAAUUGCAAAACGAUUCCUAGUCUUAGCCAAUCGUGCUUUUCCAGAUGUGUUUGUAUGUUUAUUUAUAAGCUCGUGAAAUACUCGGACAUAAAUGUUAGGAAAAUGUGUCCCACAAAUCCUUUAAUCGCCGUUUUGCAUAAUUAUUUUCACACGAAAGUCAACCUAGUUGUCCAACAGCUGUAAAUACUUUUUUUCUUCCUCAUCCGUCGGUGCGUGGCUCAUGUGGUUGUACAAAGAAAGGACAACCAAUGUCACUGCAGUUGCCAGGCAACCUUUCCAAAAAAUACUAGUCCCCCACCCCUCUUUCCAAAUCUUCUGGCACCAAUCUUGGAUAAAUUCUGGUUGUGCUCCUUGAGCACGUGAAGAAAAGCACUGCCUUCAGCUAACCGUGAACUGAGACAAAAAUAUCUUUUCGUGACAAGUUUGGCAAAUGCUCACAUGCCGACUUGAGCGCACAAUUCCUAUCCGAAUGUUUUUCUUGCAGCAUCUUAAUGUGAAUCUGAGAUGGUGAGAGAGGGGCUGGGGGAUAGAAUGGUCCCCAUUGCCCUCUGUUACUGUGCAGAGGAACAUUGCAACACCAUGCACCGCCUCACUACACCAUCUGAAGACGCCUGCUCUCCAUCUCUCACUCCCUGCUAAUGAUGAAACAGACAAAUAAUGAAGAUAAUUGUUUGUAAUGUGACUGAAUACCUUCUGAGACAUUAGUGAACUAACCUGCCUUCACUAAGUUGUCACUCACUCUCCAAUUCUGCUACCGACACGGGCUUUCGUGUAGAAACUAGUAAAAGAUCCUCAAAGAGCAAUUAUUUUCACGGCGCAGUGGACGAAGGCAAAAUGAUGGUUCGUAAAAUGUUUUCUUGUAGGUUAACAAAGGUGUUUAGGGAAAGCACGAGGAAUGCGACUUUUAAAGAGAUCUUCUGAAUAAGAACCCUUUUUUCCUCCGUUCAGUUCAUAGUUACAAGAUGGGUCCGUAUGUGUGGAAGUUUAGUUUCUCUGUAUCCUACCCCCCCUCCUUGUGGUGCUCUGUGGACAUCCCAUCAGGCAGCCCAUAGCCAGACAUCCACUUCAUGCCAUCAUCUAGCCAAGCAUCCACAUCUUGCCAUCUUAUAACGAGACCUCCCAGGUUCAAGUUUGUAAUAAUACUUUAUGAAACAACUUAUUUAUUUUAUUACAGUGCAGUCAUCCUAUGGAUGGUUGAUCACCUGAUCACCUGAAAUGUAAUCGCAAACUGAUAUUCUAAUUAGUUAUUGACGAACCACGACUGUGAUCAAGUCGAGGCUGACUGAAUGCAUGAAGAACAUUACUCCACCAUUCAUAUCCUGUAUCCUAAUUAAUUAAUGAGUGUAGGACAUCAAAGUUGUGCACUUUGACACUCCGACAACAUUAGCGGCGGUGUGAGAGGACUAGUCCCAGGCAAGUCAAGCAGUUAAUGUAGCAAUGUCAAGGGUCACCCUGAAUAUGUUCAAUCAGUUUUCUUGAUGUUUGUGUUAGCAGUGCACGAGUUUGUCCUAGUACAGCUGGAAUGUUCUGUCAAAGUCCGGCAACCUUACAAACUCUGUACGAGACUAAGGGCUGCUGAGUCCAAUGUUCUGGAAGCAUUCCAAAUGGUUCUCUUGCCUGGAUCCAACUUUUCAUAGAACAUUUUCAUGGCUGUACUUUCACUGUUCAGUCCAAUGGCACAUUAGUGAGAUGUGUAGUCGAUCUUCAUGUUGUUAGGUACAUAGCACUAGGCCCUGUGUCAUUCAAUCAUACGUUUCCUUGGUUACUCUGAAGCAUACUUAGGAAUGGCUAGCAGCUGUGGACAUCUGGUCUUUGCCCUGUCGAGCCAAGAUAAUCAAACACUGCGCUUGCAUGUACCUGGGAAGUGACAGACCUGUGGAAUGGUUGUACAAUACGAACAGCGUCCUCUUGUAACAGUUUACAUGCCUCACGUUAUUCCACUUCUCUUUAAAUUUUUUAUUGAACUAUUUCGCUUUUUCCGGUCCUCCCCUUUCAUCCGGCAAUAAAUCCACCUUGUCCCUGAAGCUGCAAGAUUGUGAAACGGUCUUAACGGGACCAGUGUUUGCACUUUGACCUUUGAUGUCGCGUGUCAACAUAUAUUUCGCAGGUGGAUCAGCCCAAGCGAACUCGACUUCCCCGAGCUUGCAUUUAAAUGAAUGUGUCCUCCUUUGACCACGUCGACUUUGUCAGAGGGGGAGGGGCGCAACCACAACUGUUGCUUCUUUGUCCAUAUCCGUGUAGGACAGUGGCCACACAUCGCGACAACAACUCUGUGUCGGACUGUGUCAUGCAAUUCAGCACGAAUCUCCUUCCUUCUAUCUGCGUCUGUCGAUCCUGUCUUCAUAUCUAUUAUUAUUAUUAUUUUUUUGUUCCAAGGUUUUCAUAAUCGGUUUUGCCGAAAUGAAUCUACACGAAUUCUGUUUGGACCACGUGGUAGCUUUGGCCAUCAACGUUUUCCAGAUGUGGAGGGAAAAAUGCAUUCUGAAGGCGAGGAGAUGUCUGUCGUCAGGCAACCAAAGUGAAACCCAGUCACGUGACUACCAUAAGUAACGCCGCCUUGCCGCGUGAACCCUCGACGAGAUGUAGGAUGUACAUGAGUGUGAUGACGGUACACGUGCUGUACAGAGGUUAGCCAGCGAUGACGUGGGGGCGGAUGGGGAAGGAGGCCUGGGGAGGGCAAGAAAGAGGGAUGGGGGAGGAGGGCUAAGGAAACCGGUUAUGUGUGAUGUUUUCCCCGAAAACAAGGAAGCCGGAAGAUUUGCGUAAGACUUCGCUAAAAACGGUCGUCACAAAGUUCCGGACUCUCUGAACGCCCUCUGCCCCGUGCCCUAUGCCCCAUGUUCCCUUGACCUUUCUCUUGACGUUCAUCACCCAGUUUUUCCAUGUCUGCUUCUUGUAGUAUCCUCCUGCCAACUUUGUUCAUCCUCCGUUCUUCAGUCAUUUUCGAGCGGUUAUCUCUCGCUUUGUGGACAUCUUUGCCAUCUUGUCGUCUGUUCACAUUCCUCUGACUUCACGCAUGCGCUGUGUAUUUUCUGUAUUCCAGACAUAUUUUGGCGGAUUUAAGACUAUCCUACAGGGUCACAAGAAGAAAAGAUGUUCACAGGUUUAAAUAGGUGUGUAUAGAGAAUAAUCCAUGUACUACGAUCCAUGUACUGGAGGGGAACAUUUGAAGCAGGAACACUACAUGUUGCUAUGGUUAUCGUCUGUAAAACUUAAUGGCAACAGCAGCAAGCACCAGAAACCGGAACAUGACAUGGCCAGAUGGUACACGACAGACGAUGUCAGGGUGGAUGGCCACGUGAACUCAACUAACACAUCGUGACCUUUGGCUUCAUGUAUUAACUGAUCCUUCUGAAUAUUGCAGUUCGUCUUUUAACUUCUCUCUCUCUCCUGUAAGAAGCAAGAAAAAGAGUAACACACGACUGUUGCCGUGUCCUCUUCUGCCCCACCCCUACCCCCCCAAUGGCUGUCCCUCGAACCACUGGCAGCCAAAGCAUCCACCCAGAGUCCACAUAGUGUGAGGGAGGGAAUGAAGGGACAGUGUGGAAGGACAGAGAUGUCGAGGUAGCUGCGAGGUUGUCUUGUUACAUGAUGGGAGAGGUUUCCCCUCCUCUUCUCCUCCCCACCUGUACACUCUUCUAAUCCCGGCUGUACUACACAGACCAUCGGGCCACUGGCCUGCACUGCAUCUUCCUGGGAUGGUGAUGCUGCUGCUGCUGAACAUUGGGUUAAACGUGGGGUAGGGGGAGGGUUAGAGGGUUGAGGUCUCAGGGUGGGUUAGAACCACGCAUGCCUGCGGACAGAGUCGGGGUGAAGAGGAGGGUAAUGGAGAGCGAUUCACAACAGUGUGAACCUUUAACCCCCACCCACCUUGUAGAGGAUGAGUAAAUGCCACAAUUGCUUUGCGGGGUGAAGUUUCACAGCGGAAAUUGGCAGCCAAAAUACAUUUAAUUGAUAUGUCACUGCACAAUAAAACUUAAGAAGAAGGAAAAAAACCACCGUUCACUUCGAGAAUGGGGAAAACAUCUCUUCCCUCUUGUGUUUUAUUUGUCCUGUCGGGAAAGACUGCAGGGUUCAUCGCAUGUUGUAUCUGGAGUCAUGUAUAAUGUUGGCGACACAGGUCACCAUGGGUCACCCCCCUUCCUACCUUCCUACCGCAAGCCCCUGUCAGCACGCCAACAGGCCAGGACCAUUCCAGACACGGAGGAAGGAGUGUUGUUGGUGUAUGUGUGUUUAGGGGGAGAAAGAGAGAAAGAGCGCAAGUUAGUCUCGUAACUCAGUAUCACGUGACCCUUACAUCCUUCGUAGAAAGUCUCCAUGGGAAGGGGGGAGGAUGGUCGGAGGCAUGCACCUUUUGCGGGUUCGAACUCGUGCAUUAUACAGCAUACUCGCCGCAAUGCUGAAUGGGUAGCCGACCCCAUGCUCCUUCCCCCGGGGAGGUGUCGGGAAGAGACGUGGACUCCCCUCGCAUACCCCCCUCCCCCAGAAGGACUCACUCCCCGACGUUUUCAACUACUUCUGCCUUCCUUCUUUCCUAAACCUCAUUAUUAAGUGAACGAAACUGGAAAAUGAAGUGCACUAAAGGAACAGCAAGGUUUCACAACCAACCCACAAUCACAGAAAGAAAACUCAAUGUAAGCAAAUGCACUCAGGCACCAGGCCCCGACACAAAAAGGUUGAAAUGGGUGUGAGGUCACUGAGUGCACUUCUCCACUCACUACUCCUGGUGAUUGAUCUGAAGGAUGUCCACGGCUCUGUCUCCUUGGCACCGAGCUGAUGAGGUUUGCAAGGCAUUGUGGGGGGAGCUAUCAUGCACUUUUUAGUGGUGUGUGUGUGUCAGACGUGCGUGUGUGAACAAUUAGCACAGUCUCGUGUGAAAUACACUUUGUCUUUUUUACUUCUGUUCGCUUUUCUUGUCGCUGCCUUUGUAUGAAGUGUAAUGAAUGACUUGCAACUGUGCGCACACCUGGCCCCUCUCUUACCUGCCACGCUCUUAUCAAGCACAGGCCAUGGCCGAUGCUCCCAGCAAAACAACUCACAUAAGUACCUGGGUCACGCGCAUGCACGCACACAUAUACACGCGCAUGCACACACACAUACACACGCACGCGCUCUUCGGUUCUGCUUCGUAUUAGUACAUAUUUCAACACAAGGAGGUUUUUCCACGAUCCCACCAUUAAUAAAAGCAAUAUUAUAUAUUUUUUGAUCGGACUAAUCACGAGAAAAAAAAAAAACCCACCUGGUUCGGUGAGUUGUAAGUAUUAUGGGCUAGGACUUACAGCUCGGUAUCACAUCUUAUCCUAACCAUCCUCUGCAUGAGUAGUGGAGGUGCUGGAGUGAGGAUGGGAGGAAGAACCAGUCCACUGCUCACCAGGUCCUAAACUGAACAACUGAGACAGUUUUGUGGCCGAACCUCCCCCUGAACCUUCAGUAAGAACUUUAAAGCAUGUCCCCCUGUGUGGUGAGCGACUUCAAACAGACAUGUCUGUGGGUUCUUUCAGCAAGUUGUUUGAUAAAACAAUAACAUUUCUACUUUCAGGAAACUUGUGUAUUGCUUGUUGCCUUACACAAACAGGAUCUGAGCCAAGAAAUAGUCCGUGCACUCACUGGUGUAGAAAAUAAACUUAUCUGACUAAUUAAUCAUGCCGAGCUUUAGUGCUGGUGACUCAACCACCCAUUGCUUAUAACAUAUUUCCUACAUUGUUUUCCUAAUUUUUGCCAACAUGUGUUUGUAUCCUGCCUCUACACCAGCUUCAGAGUAUUUAUCAAAACAAAUAAUAAAAUCGGAAUCGCGCUGCGGGAAAGUUCUGUGAGGCGGAAGGUGUCUCAGCUCGCGAGACACGUGACUUGAUGCUCGUGACGAGAGCCGGGGAAGCGGGAGUCGCGGGGUUAAGAACUGGAAGGAAAGGUGUCAAAGGUCAUCAAGGCUACGUGGAAAUACGUUAUACUAAGUUGCUAUAGAUGGCCUGGUGUUGAUGUAAACAUUCUAACUUUAGUACCACUCCCCUCUCUCCCACCUCCCACUGAUCGUGAAUGAACUGUCUUUCAUUGCAUAUUGUAAACUAUUAGCAAAGCAUUUUUAAUUAAGAGACAACUCUGUAUUAUAGUUUUCUUGUACAAUUAUAAUAGUAUAUCAUUUAUUCCAUUAUUUAUUCUUCAUCGAGAAACAGAUUUUCCAUAUGUAAUGUGCUGUACAUAGGAUUUCGUCGUUUUCUUGGAAGGCCUGUCAAAGAUCUUACAAAUUUUUAGUGAAAUAUUUUGUGAGAGUACAAACAUAAAUAUUUCCUUGCGAAACAUUUACAUUUGUCAGCUGCCCUACGCACUGCUGUGAGCGAACCUGACAGCUUGGUCUCAGAUGUUGCAUAAUUUGACUGUAAGAACUCAUCUUUCCUGACAUUUUGUUGAUGUUUUCAUUGAUACAACUUUUCUUAUUGUACAAAAUGUAACUAGAGUCUCAGUCUCUCUCUCUCUGUGUAGAUGGGCAAUCCUGUUAUCUAAUCACUGUUUUUACUGCAUUUUUUCCUGUAAAUUAAGAGUAUGUACUUGUUGAUACUGUGGCUCGUGCAUUAAUUUUGUCUCAUUAAUAUUCAAGAUUUUAUUCCGCAGGAAGGAGAAGCAGCUCUCAGAAAUAGUCAAAUGUUAAACUUGAAUGACUGAUAUUUUCGUCAGUCGUUCAGAUGUGACAUUAUGAAAACUGUUAAAUGACUUUUCUUUUUUUCUUUUUUUUUUUACUAAAUUUUAUCGGCCCUAUAAUUUUCCCCUUUACAUGUUAUUCGAUAAAAGUCGAAGACUUCCAGGAAGACUUGCUAAUUAGUUGAGGUGAGGUUCACAUCUUGCGUUUUUUUUUAAAAAAAAUUUUCCACGUUUAUUGCCUACUUAAUAGUUUUAUUAAAUUACAAGUUUGUAAACUAUUUAUUGACGAUCAUCUUUAAAAUCUUUAACGGAUAUGAGGAAUCAUGUAAAUAUAUUUUUGUACAUUUUUUCUAUGACAUACUACCUGUGCCUUUUCUGCUACAGUUAUCAGGAUGUCAGUUUAGAAUAUUUUUUGAGCAGACCUACUCAACGAUGCUCUGUACACAUGAAAUCUCUCGAAAUGAAAGCAAUUCCAUGCAUUUUGGCUGUGAGUUGUGUACAUGGACAUGUUCUACCCGAUAUCCUGCGAUCCACGGUACUACAAGACAAGUGAGCGCGUGUAUGGGUGCGCGUGCGUGCGUGCGCGUGCGUUCGUGUGUGUGUGUGGGAGGCAGAGAGAGAGAGAAAGUAGGAGAGCUAGAGAAGAGAGAGACUUUACCUGAUAUGUGCUUGUUGUGUUGUUGGAACUGCAAACGCCCAGUAUUUGACCUAGUCUCCAUAGCAACGACCUGUCACGACUGUUCACCUGUGGCGGUGAAGAUGAAUCAACUUUGGAAAGUUUUAUCGCUGUCAAGGUCACAGAUGGAAAAAAUAUUUUUGUACCUCUGCUGUUGGCACUUUUACUGAAAUAAACCUUUAAGAUACGUUGUCGGCUACAUUCGGACAUCCGCUGAAUGAAAGCCAUUCUUGUACAGUGAAUAAAAAUAGAAUCAAACUCUG